AUGAAUGUCCGUCUUGCCGAGCAGGAAACAAACAUUCAAAAUCUAGAGGCCAUGCGCGACGAGCUCACAGCAUUGCAGCAGGAUGUGAAUGACAUGCAGGUUGAAUCUUGCAGUCGUGAGGAACAGCUCCGGACUGCCAAGGCCAAAUUGGCUGAGCAAGCACAUUCCACAUCCAUCCUGCAGGAAGCUUACGAGUCCCUUCGGCAACGUGUCAUGCCCAAUGUGUCAAUCCCUCCCGCAUUCACUACAGUACACCCUACAGUCAGGGUUUCAGUGCAGGGCCAAGCACAGGCAAUGGAACGCUUGUACACAAACAUCACUCCGGGUCCCUCCACUGCCGCUGGAACGUCUCUUGCCCAUGCCGCCAGUAGUUCUGGCCAAAAUGGUGUUGCUGGUUCUUCAACUAAUCAGAACGCCGGCAGUUCUCACCUGAGACAGGUCUUUAGUGAAUCUGCAUCUGGAACUGGUCCAUUGUAG
Messenger RNA from Suillus subalutaceus, 477 nucleotides. RefSeq lists its product as uncharacterized. Lineage: Eukaryota; Fungi; Basidiomycota; Agaricomycetes; Boletales; Suillaceae. The record is from RefSeq and is a predicted model, not a curated record. The transcript is spliced from 2 exons. The coding region runs from base 1 to 477 and encodes 158 amino acids.